This is a messenger RNA of Andrographis paniculata, 2288 nucleotides long. Its product is annotated as E3 ubiquitin ligase BIG BROTHER-related. Gene Ontology annotation, biological process: protein ubiquitination. NCBI's taxonomy places the organism in Eukaryota, Viridiplantae, Streptophyta, Magnoliopsida, Lamiales, Acanthaceae. The record is from RefSeq and is a predicted model, not a curated record. The transcript is spliced from 2 exons. Gene Ontology annotation, molecular function: ubiquitin protein ligase activity. Gene Ontology annotation, cellular component: cytoplasm. The coding region runs from base 518 to 2110 and encodes 530 amino acids.
UGGUCACCGUCGCCCGUCGUUUACUUUUACAUCGACACUGACGCACCCGCACCGGCGCCAGCGACUACUGCCACUGGCUCCACCACAUAUUCUCCACUUAUUUACUUCCUUUCCUUUGUUCUUCAUCCUAUCUUUUACUCCUCUUCCUCUUCCUCUUCUUCCUAGCACUACUUUAUCGGAUCUUUCGAGUUUUCCCCUUCUUUAAAACCUCCGAUUUUUGCCGAUUCUUCGUGGAAUGGAAUGACGGCUGAAUCUGUGCUUGACCAUCUCUAUUUGAUGCUAAACCCUACUUGGAUGCACUAUUUCCCUUCCUAAUUUGUGAUCCCGAUUUUGACCAGGUGGAUGCGGACUUCGAUUCCUGUGAUUCUCCAUCAUCAUUAGGUCGGUCACUGCGAAGGAACUGCUGUCUAUUUCAAUUUUUUUGCCCACUUGAGGCGCCGCUGCCUUUCCAAUCCCAAAUCUUAACCCUGCUGCUGUGCAACGAUUUCCCCCAUUACCGGAAUCGAUAUACUCUCACAUGGACAUAUACUCUGACAGUAAUCUUGGGGAGUCUUCUCGAUACAUAUGUGACAGCUUAGCUGCUCAUAGCUCUCCUGUGCUCUCAGCCACAUGCUCUUUAUGUCAUAGAAUCCAUUCAUCAGAUGAUGGGAAUGGUGAUCUUGAAGCUAUCAACAUAUGUGGUGAUUGCAAAUUUUUGUUGAUGGAGGACAUUGAGACCACAUCGCCGGAUAUGCAUCAGAUAAGCGUACCUGCACCCAGGAGGAGGUACAGCAGCUCUGAAUCCAUUGAGAGUAUGUUAUCUCAACAAUUUUCGCAAGCCAUCACCCUUGCUAGGCAGAACCAGGCCAUCGGUUCUGAGCACAACUAUCAAUCUGUAGGAGAAGUUGCUGCAGAUUUGGCGCAGCAAUCUAGUUCUCAUACUACUCCCCUUGGGUCUAGAAGGUUUAGGAGAGUGUUUUCAGAUUAUGACAGCGAUGGCUUUGAUUCUCUCUACGGGGAGAGUGAAUCACUUGUCAGCUUCAGGAGAUCUAGAAUUCUUUGUGGUGAGGCUGAUUCCAUUUCUUACAGCGUCUAUGAAGGGGGCUCUGAGGCCUCGGGUGAUGGUCAGAGUAUGUUUGAAGAUGAAAAUUUUGGCCUUCCAAAUGGAGGAGGGAGUGACCUAGAAACUGAUACUGAUAUUGAUCCAAUGAAUGUGGGUCUCUAUCACUGGAACACCGAAGAUGAGGAAGAGGAGGAUGAAGAUGUCGAUGAAGACAACAGUGAACAGGAGGGAACUGAGGUUGAGAUGAAUGUUGGUUUGUCAAGACUGAACUCCAGAGAUGUUCCCAUCCCUGCGCGCAGGCAAUCUCUGUCCCCUGAAGUUGAGGGUGCAUUCUCACUAGGAGUGGUCCAUGGGAGGAUACAAAGACACGCUGAUGCAUUGUCAGCCGGUAUUGAGGAGUUAGUAGCCAGGAAUCAUACCGGUGAUUCUGUAGAUUACCUUGAAGGCUUUGAAAAUCUUCUUGAACAACUUUCCGAAGCUGAAAAUGGUUGGAGAGGGGGCCCUCCUGCAUCCGAGUCAUUUGUGAACGGCAUGCCCUGCUUGACUGUUAAUGAAGACAAGCUGGAUGGUAUGAUAUGUGCAAUCUGCAAAGAUCCGUUCAGCGUUGGCACUGUUGUGAAGCAGCUCCCCUGUUCUCAUCUCUAUCAUCCCUCUUGCAUCUAUCCAUGGUUGAAGGCAAGAAACACAUGCCCACUUUGCCGUUAUGAGCUUCCAACUGACCCUAGUUAUGAAGGAAGGAGUAGGGACUGGGGGGGCAAUGAAUACAGGAGGCUUGGUGCCGGUCAAGGCCAACACGAUGUGAGACAGAGUGGUUCAUUGGAGGGUGAGGGUGUGGGUGAACCUUUUCAACUCGGUCCUGCAGAUUCUGACAGCGAGGGUGCUGCUGCUGCAGCUGCUGCAAGGGACAUUCCAAGAAGUGGAUGGUUAUUUGCUGCAGCAGCAGCUCCAUUUGUGGGUAUAUUGGGAAUGUCUCUUAUGAUGUGGUUUUGCGCCAAGAAAAGAUGCCAGAGGAGCCACAUUCCCUGCCGCCGGGACUACGGUCAGAGGUGGUGGCGGCUGUAUUUCUGACUCUCUACCAAUGAAUGAUCCGAUCCACUAAUAAUAUCCACGGCUGGAGCAGUGUCUGAUAAUUGGGUGUGCUUGGGUUUCUUUCUCCUACGCUGCCUGCCUGUGCUUCUGUGCCAUGCAGUUGUGGGACUUCGUUUCUUUCAUUUUUAGAGCAAAGAAGACUGAGAAUCUUAUUCAA